CCCGGGUUCUGCGCCUGCGCGGUGGGGUGGCCGGUGGUUGCGCCGCGCCGCGCCGCGGUGGGUGUUUCUCUCCCUGGGCCCCGGCCCGGUCUCGGCGGCGAGGCGGGGGCGAGGAUGUGAAGAUGGCGGAGCUGCAGAUGCUGCUGGAGGAGGAAAUCCCGGGCGGGCGCCGGGCCCUCUUCGACAGCUACACCAACCUGGAGCGGGUGGCCGAGUACUGCGAGACCAACUACAUCCAGUCAGCAGAUAAACAGCGAGCCUUAGAAGAAACCAAAGCCUACACAACCCAGUCCUUAGCAAGUGUAGCUUAUCUGAUCAACACUUUGGCCAACAAUGUUCUCCAAAUGCUGGAUAUCCAGGCAUCCCAGCUUCGGCGCAUGGAAUCUUCAAUCAACCAUAUUUCACAAACAGUGGACAUUCAUAAAGAGAAAGUUGCUAGAAGAGAAAUUGGCAUUUUGACUACGAACAAAAACACCUCAAGAACCCACAAAAUCAUUGCACCAGCCAACCUGGAGCGACCAGUUCGCUACAUUAGAAAACCUAUUGAUUACACAAUUCUAGAUGAUAUUGGACAUGGAGUGAAGUGGUUGCUUAGAUUUAAGGUUAGUACACAGAAUAUGAAGAUGGGUGGGCUGCCUCGUACCACUCCACCUACCCAGAAACCGCCCAGCCCACCAAUGUCAGGAAAAGGAACGAUUGGGCGUCACUCUCCCUAUCGCACACUGGAGCCUGUGCGUCCUCCAGUGGUACCAAAUGACUAUGUACCUAGCCCAACACGUAAUAUGGCUCCCUCGCAACAGAGCCCUGUUAGAACAGCUUCUGUGAAUCAGAGGAAUCGCACAUACAGCAGCAGUGGGAGUAGUGGAGGGAGCCACCCAAGUAGUCGGAGCAGCAGUCGAGAGAACAGUGGAAGUGGAAGUGUGGGUGUACCUAUUGCUGUCCCCACUCCAUCUCCUCCUAGCGUGUAUCCAGCCCCUGCUGGCUCAGCUGGCACUUCUCCCCUUCCUGCUACCUCUGCACCUGCUCCUUCCCCCCUUGCUCCUGCUACUGCCCCCUCCGCUGCCCCAGAUGCUGCUGCUGCAGGAGCCCAGCCUCUUGCUGAUGGCUUCACCUCUCCAACUCCCCCUGCUGUUUCUUCCACUCCCUCAGCAGGUCACCCAGUUCAGUUCUACAGCAUGAACAGACCUGCCUCCCGGCACACCCCCCCAACAAUAGGGGGCUCUUUACCAUACAGGCGCCCUCCUUCCAUCACUUCACAAACGAGCCUUCAGAACCAGAUGAAUGGAGGGCCUUUUUAUAGCCAGAACCCAGUAUCCCUUGCUCCUCCUCCUCCUUCCAUCCUACAGGUAACUCCACAGUUACCACUGAUGGGAUUUGUGGCCAGAGUUCAAGAAAAUAUUUCAGAUACUCCCCCUCCUCCUCCACCUGUAGAUGAGCCAGUCUUUGAUGAGUCCCCGCCUCCACCCCCACCCCCAGAAGAUUAUGAAGAGGAGGAGGCAGCUGUGGUGGAGUACAGUGAUCCUUAUGCUGAAGAGGACCCUCCAUGGGCACCAAGGACCUAUUUAGAAAAGGUCGUGGCGAUUUAUGACUACACAAAAGACAAGGAGGACGAGCUCUCAUUUCAGGAAGGUGCCAUCAUUUACGUCAUUAAGAAGAACGAUGAUGGGUGGUAUGAGGGUGUCAUGAAUGGAGUGACGGGGCUCUUCCCAGGGAACUAUGUGGAAUCCAUCAUGCACUACUCUGAGUGAAGACCACAGGGUGCAGAGCUGCACCUUGCUCCACAGGAACUGUCAGGGCACCUCAGCUCUCCACCAGCCCCUAGGGGCCCACCCAAGUGAACUGAAUGAAGGAUAAUUGUAACACAACCACUCUUGUUUUUUGCUUUUCUCAUUAUACAAUAGCGAUUUGAGUUGUUUGAACAAAUGGCUCUUCCAGCUGCCAGCAGUGGCUGUACCUGACGUUGACUAAGCCGACCUGUUCGGAUGUAGGUAGUGGAGAUGUAACGAACUUGUGGAGUAGCUGAUACUUGACUAAAAUUCAGACUGAUUCAAGCGUGAUCUGGGAUCUUUCUCAGGAAUACUGUAUGGCCCUGUGAUAUUACCUCUGGCACCGGACAUCCUGGAUGCCAGUGCAAAGGGGUUAAUGUAACUGGCUAGUGGAAAUCCCUCACUUUUUCUACACUCACAUGCAGCUGGAAGGACACGUGUGUGCUAUCUAAUAUUUGGAUUCCUACACAAAGCAGUUCCUGUAUCUGACUUCCAGAUGGUUCGUUACAUCUUUAACAUAAACAGGUCUGCAACUGCACGUGUAGACUGAUGUGGGGGCUCACAGAGCUGGCUUGGGUUCACUUACCUUUCAGUUUAGAUAAUUAAGAUGGAUGCAGCCCAGAAGACCUCACCAUUGUGUAAUCUUAGUCUUUUGACUGCCCCACGUUAGAUCUGUGUUAUGCACUGGUGUAGAAAGUGAUCCCCAUUGGCAUAAGCUCCCAGCCUGCUGGGGCGGAGGGGUUAAGCUGAACACAAGUGCAUUUUGUGGUGAGGGGGAAGUUAAGUUUAUAGGUUCCUUGGGCGUCUGAGACUAACUCUAGGAGUUAAGGUUUGAAUCUAUUCGUGCGUCCUUGCACGAGACAGAUAAUUCAUCCUAAAUAUCAGUAUUAUGCACAGUGUAAUUUUUAAAAAACCCAAUCAGGUCUGGUAAAUUGGCUCUUUUGUACUUUGGUUCCAGAUCUGAGUAUAUGCUGUGACCGCCUUGUGCAGAGGCAGGACAAAGAGCAGUUGUCGUCUUCAGGUCUGUUACCAAAAUCUCCUCUCAGUGGAAGUAAAAAGGGUGGCCACAAGUGUUGGUUUUCCAUGGAAAGCUAUGCACAAACUGGUCAUUAUUUUAGCUCUUUUCCCUGCCCCUCCCAGUGUUUAUAAAAUAGUAAAUACCUUUCAUAGCUAUACCUAGCCAGGUGUGAAUCACACACACACUGUAAAGGUUUCAUGUACACUUGUAGGUUGCUUUUUAAUACGGUCUCAGAUGAAAAUGCCAUCACUUGAGUUGGCUUCACAGAUCAGUGUAAAGAACUGUGAAUGGUCAUCUGUGCCAGUUUAGGAAGAACUUCAAAGAAAAGAGGAAUGUUAACGUAAUUCAUUAACACAGCAAACUGAUUGACCUGCUGUUAUAGUCCACCUUCUGGAGGAGGGCAGCCCAUGUACAUGUCAUCUAAUCUCCCGUAAUAGGGAGGUACCGAGCAAGGUUUCUUCCUGAACUAUUUUCAUUUGAGCCAAGGUGAAAUUCCAGCCAGUACCAACAGUACCUUAUUCAAGUCUAGAUAAUGCUGCAGCUGUCUGCUAAGGCAUGUGUGUACAAUGGAAUAUUGCAGGGAGAGUAGUGGAGAUAACUAACUGGAGGCUGGUUUUCCUUCCUUCUUAGUAAAAAUGUGUACAGUCAAGCCAGUCUCAUAACUCAGUAGCUUGUGCAAUAUCUUGCCAGAGAUGUGCAUUUCGAGCAAGCGGGGACACUUGGGCUAGAUGGGACCUUUGCUAAACUGAUGCGUCAAUCUGAGGGGGCAGAAAAGGGAAAGGAAUGGACAACUUGUGCCAUUCCUCCUUAUACUCUGGAUAUGAAGUCUCCUUGGAGCUUUUCUGCCUCCCAGUACUCAUUCUUAGCUGGCACUGGAGCCUAAAUGCUGUCAUGUCCUUGUCAGGAAGCUUCUCCACUCAAUUACCCCUUCUAGCUGUGUGCUGCAAAAAUAGUUCCACUGAGCCGCACCUUUCAAGCCCUGCCACACUGCAGUCUGCCAGGGCUCAUCUCAUUGCUGCCCUUCUGGAAGGUGGCAAUUGCUUGAAUGCUUGAAUUAGGUGACACUGACUCCCCCCAAAAAAUCCCUUUUGGGUUUUUUUGUCUCCUAGUAGCAAAAUGGCUGAAAACAGACAUUGCCCAGUGUCGUUGUAGGAGUGUCUGGGUGAGACAAAGCUAGGCAGUUACCCUACACCACACUUAGGCUACUGUUAGUUUCUAAGGCUUGGCUACACAGGAAGUUAUUAUGAAAUGAGGUAGGAUGUGAAUUUAAAGUACAAGAGCUAUUCUGGGCCAUUUUGUCAUGUAGACGAGUCCCAAGGGCAUGUCUGCACUGCAAGUACUGGGGGAACCCACCUGCUCACAACAUGGCUAAAGCACAGCUGCAUUGUGUAGUGUAAAUGGGGACCCCACCCACUCCUCAGAGUGCUCACUGGGAUGGGCACAUGGUUAGGGUCCCACCUACUCUACAGACCAGAUGUGCUUUUUCUGAGUCAUCGACAUCGAUUUGUAAGUCUACAGACUGGGCACAGAAUCAAUAUUCCUUAAACUAGCUGUUUCCAUUGGAAAGAUGUCUGGUGUGGUGAGCUCACAAAGCAGAGGAUUUGUAGAGUCCAGCGGGUCCUGAGCCCUCGCCAGCAGACAAGAUGGGCUUGUGUUUUGUUUGUUCCCUGCUGACAACAUGACACUUAUGAGGUGGUUCAUCCUGCACAGCCUCUGUGGAGGGAGUUUCUGGGUCACCUCCUGCUGGUUUGAUGCUUUUUUAUGCAGUACUAAUGUUGUAAAAAACACUUGUUGGGUUUUAUGCAUAUUUUUUAUUUUGUACAGUUUUGAAUUCUGUAGAUUGUCCAGGGAUGAUGCUAUGUAAUGAGCAUAGACCAGGCCCAAAGUAAUCGGAUUUUGUAUGUACUGUUACAUAGACUGCAUGCUAUUAACGUCAGUGAGGGUUGUGUUUCCAGUUCUAUCAUUUGUAAUCCCUCCCCCCCAUUUCAUUUUCCCCUUUUAUUUAAAUAGUUACUUCAAAAAGGGGUGGGGGCUUGGGCAAUAGGCUAUUCAAAUAGAGGCAGAACUUCUUUGCAUGGAGUCCUGUCAAAGCUGAAAUGAAGGUGUUAAGAAUUACCAGCUGCUGGUCAUUCAGUGUUUUUCUCUCUGCAGGGGGUGGGGGGGUGGGUAGGAGAAAAGGACACAGCAGAAUAGUCCAAAGCAAGCCUUAGGCUCAAAAUACUAAUUCUCUAUCCCUCUCUCCCCACAACCCACUGCUUUUUUCAAUCCACAAAAAGUAGGGGGAGGGGGGGGAGAGCUAGUCCACCAUGGCCUCUGGAGCUCUUGUUAGAGGGUUAGUUGGGAUGGGAAUAGCCCUUGCUGAAGAAAUGAUGCUGUGCAAGUAUUUCAAAAAUGUUACUUUAUUAAGAAGUUUUGGUUUCCUGGAAAAGAACGAAAUACAUCCUGGUCCUAGCACAAAGCUACACUACAAAGAGGGGUCUCACCUGUAUUACAGCCAGCCGGGGGAGGGUGCUGGCUUUGAGUCCUGUUUCUCUCACUGAUGCUCACAGAGGGGGAGUGUACAAGAAAUUCAGCAACUGGUUCCCAAGUCCUCAGAUACGGCCGUCUAUAAGUUGUGCUUCUCCAUGCACUGCCCUAAGGGGCCUGCUGUUCAGAGGCAGGCGUACAAAAGAGCUAGUUUGUGGUGGAAGCUUUGCUGUUGUCUCAGUAAAGCACUAUAGGGGAGAUAAUUCCCUGUGAUAUUUCACAAUGUCAUUUUCAGGGACUGGGGGGGAGGAGCGAUUUGCUAACAGGUGCCUCUGCACAUUGAGGAGAAUUACAAAGUAUGAAUCUUCACCAGCAGGAGAUUACAACUACUCCAAACCAAACCCCCCCCCCCCCUUGGGCAGUGGAAAGAGCAAAUGAUUUAGGAGGUUCUCAAAGGAUCAAGUUGCUAGUGGACCCCGUGGAGGUCUCCAAGCAGUUGAAGAAUGGAGUGGGUUAGAAGGCUAGCGCCUGCCUUCAAUGCAGAUUUGUCUCCCUUCACUCUAGGUGAAGUGUGGCAAAUUUAGGGGCAUCUCCUCUCUCCCAUGUAGGUCUCAGGUUACCCCUGCCACUUGCUUACUUCCCCUGAGCCUGGAAGUGCCCCCCUUUUCUCACUCACAGUCCCUCAUUACGGGCCAGGCUGUGAUCUGCUCUGCACAGGGAAAUGGGAAUAAUUGCCAACCAAACUUGUUUGCUGUUCAUAGUCAUAGGAAAACCCCUGACGUUGACAGCCUGCGACACCUGGGCUGAAGCACGCUGAUAGGCCUGUCUCAUUGCUUGCUGGUGUGUUUUUGGGGUGGGGGGAGGAGGUGCUCUUCACACAGCACAAUUUGUUCAGUGAGGAACGCUCACCUUCUGCCAGAGGCACCAGUGGACCAGUGCUCCCCUCUGGGGGGGGGGAACAGUUUUUGCAAUGUGGUAAAAUAAACCCUGCCCUUUGAUGCGGAGUCCAGUCCUUAGGGGCUUUUCUGCUGUGUGCCAGUGGAGACUAGGAUCUACUCUUCCUGAAGGGCUUCGUUUCCAGUCUUAGCCUGCUGCCCUAACAUGAAAGCAGAACAUGAUUGAGAGGGUUCCCCUACAGAAGCAGGAGCUGUGAAAUUGGGGUACUGUAUAUGUUGAAAAUUACUUAUAGCCUUGCCCCCCUGGGAGCAGAACAGGGCAUGUAAGAAAUGGGGCUGAGUGAUGGAUUAGGUUCUAAGCUGUGAAUAGUGAAGCCCUGUGCUCAGGUAAUCACCGGUAGCUGGUUUCCAAAUGAAGGAAGCAGCACUGUAGGCAUACUUUGGCCAUAGCAGUUUUUGAAAACCUGAGCUCCAGGCAGAGUACAGGGGAAAGCACACAGCUGUUGCAUUUGCCAAAGGGGUAAUCUUGUUUCAUGCCUCUAGUAUUUGGAACCAGCCAAAACCAAAUUCUGAGGGUGGGAGAUUAAGAGUCCAAAUUUCCCGCUCCUGCAGCCUAAUGCUGAAUUGGCUGUAAUUACAUUUUUCUGGAUAGUGCUCUAAUACACAGUGGAAAAAAUAACGCAAGAUUUUUUUUUUUUAAUAUUCAGUAGCUGAACUCACUCGGUCCAUGGUCCUAGUGCUUUAUUUUGAAACUCCAAAAAUAAUAGUGCACCCCAGCCCCAUCUUUGGGAAGAUACUUGAAAGCUAAAUCACAGACCAUGGGCCACCUCUGCUUUCAUUUGUGUUCUGUGCAACUUCCAUGGCCGCAAGUGGAGUCUAAGGGUACAGUAAACAUGCUGAUUCUAUUAGCACGUUGCACUGUUGCUCUUACAAGGCACAACAGGGUGUUUGAUAAAGCCUCGGGGGCAGGCUGUUAAAAGGUAGCCUUUCAACCCACCUCCUGACUCCUUAAUACAGGACUUUGCCGAGACGGGGGCAGCACAUUUUUUGGUUCGUAUUGAUAACCUCUGGAAAAAACCCAGAGCUGUGUACAAAUUGGUUUCAAGGUUAAGCGCUGACCUCAUCUGAGAUUUUUGUGAAGAACAAGUGCUUAUUUUCAUCUUUGAAGCGUGUCUUUUGCAAUGUGUAAGGACACGUGGUUGCUAUGAAUUCUCUGGAAAAACAUCACUGUCCUCUUGUUCCUGUACAUUUUUUUCUUCAAAAAACAAAACACCCACUUUGGCUCAGUCUAAUAAGCAAUUUUUGGCUCUGUGGCUGAUUUACUCAGAGCCUCCACUCUGCUAUUGAGUUUGGUGAAGUAAGUUACAAAACAUGCAGGACUCAGGGGAGUUGCAUGCCACCGGAAAACAGUUCCUGGGUGUGUACCAUUCAAACCACCUUCCACUGAUUGGGGAACAUUAAUUUUUUAAAAUUUUUUAAUUGUACUUGGAACUAACUGUUGCUGUGUACUAAACCCUCUUGUAACAAGUCCUGAAUAAAAACACAAAGCACACA
Messenger RNA from Caretta caretta (loggerhead turtle), 7700 nucleotides. It is a transcript of the gene ABI2, whose product is annotated as abl interactor 2. Gene Ontology annotation, cellular component: actin-based cell projection; lamellipodium; SCAR complex. Gene Ontology annotation, molecular function: signaling adaptor activity; SH3 domain binding. NCBI's taxonomy places the organism in Eukaryota, Metazoa, Chordata, Testudines, Cheloniidae. Gene Ontology annotation, biological process: neuron migration. The record is from RefSeq and is a predicted model, not a curated record.